Molecule: messenger RNA, 5096 nt
Organism: Micropterus dolomieu (smallmouth bass)
Lineage: Eukaryota; Metazoa; Chordata; Actinopteri; Centrarchiformes; Centrarchidae
Gene: cpsf1
Product: cleavage and polyadenylation specific factor 1
Exons: 38
Coding region: 181-4605 (1474 amino acids)
Cellular component (GO): mRNA cleavage and polyadenylation specificity factor complex; nucleus
Molecular function (GO): protein binding; nucleic acid binding
Source: RefSeq, a predicted model, not a curated record
CUGUCGUAAAAAGGAAAAGGCAAAGAAGACUGGCCCGUCCACAACACAACGACAACUAACUGCUAGCUUCAGUUAGUAACCCACAAAAUAUGACACCCUAAAUAUACACAGAAGAAGGAUCAAUAAAGCUACAGACUCUGAUAGCGUGUUUGAUGUAGAUGCUCAGUGCACCAUUUCAAGAUGUAUGCUGUGUACAGACAAGCACACACCCCCACUGCAGUGGAGUUCUCUGUCUACUGCAACUUUAUAUCCAGCAAGGAGAAGAAUUUGGUCGUUGCUGGAACAUCUCAGCUGUUUGUCUACAGGAUUAUCCACGAUGUGGAGAGUACAUCAAAGGCUGACAAAUCCUCAGAUUCCAAAUCUCGUAAGGAGAAACUGGAGCAGGUGGCAUCCUUUUCUCUCUUUGGCAAUGUUAUGUCCAUGGCCAGUGUGCAGCUUGUGGGAGCCAGCAGAGAUGCACUCCUUCUCAGUUUCAAAGACGCCAAGUUGUCUGUAGUGGAGUAUGACCCCGGGACACACGACCUCAAGACGCUGUCUCUUCAUUACUUUGAGGAGCCAGAGCUCAGAGAUGGUUUUGUACAGAAUGUACAUAUUCCCAUUGUCCGUGUAGACCCAGAGAAUCGCUGUGCCGUAAUGCUCGUUUAUGGCACCCAGCUUGUGGUCUUGCCGUUCAGGAAGGACACUCUAACUGAUGAACAGGAGGGUGGCGUUGGAGAAGGACCUAAAUCCAGCUUCCUACCCAGCUACAUCAUUGAUGUCCGGGAGCUGGACGAGAAGCUGCUCAACAUCAUCGACAUGAAGUUCCUCCAUGGCUACUAUGAGCCCACGUUGCUCAUCUUGUUUGAACCCAAUCAGACAUGGCCUGGACGCGUCGCUGUGCGUCAGGACACUUGUAGCAUCGUUGCCAUCUCCCUCAACAUAAUGCAGAAGGUUCAUCCCGUCAUCUGGUCUCUCAGUAAUCUGCCUUUUGACUGUACGCAGGUCAUGGCUGUUCCCAAGCCAAUCGGUGGUGUGGUGGUGUUUGCUGUCAAUUCGUUGCUGUAUCUGAACCAGAGCGUUCCACCAUAUGGAGUCUCCCUCAAUUCUCUGACAGCUGGGACCACAGCCUUCCCUCUGCGUGUCCAGGAUGAAGUGAAGAUCACACUAGACUGCUCCCAGUCUGACUUUAUUGCCUAUGACAAGAUGGUCAUCUCUUUGAAAGGAGGAGAAAUUUAUGUGUUGACCCUCAUAACUGAUGGCAUGAGAAGCGUCCGGGCUUUCCACUUUGACAAAGCUGCCGCCAGCGUCCUGACAACCUGUAUGGUGACCAUGGAGCCUGGCUACGUUUUCCUGGGCUCCCGCCUGGGAAACUCUCUGCUGCUGAAGUACACCGAGAAACUUCAGGAGACGCCACCAGAGGAGGGCAAAGAAAAACAGGACAAAGACAAGGAGAAAGAGAAGGAGAAAGAAAAACAGGAAGAACCACCAAGCAAGAAGAAGAGAGUAGAGUCUUCCACCAACUGGACGGAUGAGGUGGAUGAGAUAGAAGUGUACGGAAGUGAGGCCCAGUCUGGCACUCAGCUGGCCACCUAUUCCUUUGAGGUGUGUGAUAGCAUACUCAACAUUGGACCUUGUGCAAACGCCUCCAUGGGGGAACCUGCCUUCUUGUCUGAAGAGUUCCAGAGCAACCCUGAGCCUGACCUGGAGGUUGUGGUGUGCUCCGGCUACGGCAAGAAUGGUGCGCUGUCUGUACUCCAGAGAAGCAUCCGACCCCAAGUAGUCACUACGUUUGAGUUGCCAGGUUGCCACGACAUGUGGACAGUCAUCUCAAGUGAAGUCAAGGAGGACAAAAAGGCUGUAAAAAGCGACGGUUCAGAGGACGGGGCGGAGACGGAGACCGGCGAGGAUGGUGAAGAGGGAGAAAAGGAAAGGGAGGAGAUGGAGAAAGAGGAGGAGGAGAAGACGGAGCCUUCUCUGGAGGACGAUACGAAGAAGCACGGCUUUCUUAUUCUGAGCAGAGAGGAUUCAACCAUGAUCCUUCAGACAGGUCAGGAGAUCAUGGAGCUGGACACCAGUGGUUUUGCUACCCAAGGACCUACUGUGUUUGCAGGAAACAUCGGCGACAACAAGUACAUCAUCCAAGUCUCCCCCAUGGGUAUUCGGCUGCUUGAAGGAGUGACGCAGCUCCACUUCAUCCCUGUGGACCUGGGCUCCCCCAUAGUGCAUUGCUCUGUGGCGGACCCAUACGUGGUGAUCAUGACUGCGGAGGGAGUGGUCACAAUGUUCGUGCUGAAGACAGACUCAUACAUGGGGAAGACACACCGGCUGGCCCUGCAGAAACCACAGAUCCCCGCUCAAUCGCGCGUGAUCGCACUGUGCGCGUACCGAGACGUAAGUGGAAUGUUCACCACAGAGAACAAAGUGAGCUGCUCUGUCAAGGAGGACACCAUCAUCAGGAGCCAGUCUGAAGCCGAGACCGUCAUCCAGGACCUCAGUAACGCAGUGGAUGAUGAGGAGGAAAUGCUGUAUGGAGACUCAAACGCCAGUGCGGCGACAUCAAAGGAGGAUAUCGGCCGCAGCUCUGGGGGACCGGCGCCUUUUGGAAGUGAGGGAAGCUCGGGCAAAGCAGAACCCAGCCACUGGUGCAUGAUCAUCAGGGAGAAUGGUGUUAUGGAGAUUUACCAGCUGCCAGACUGGCGAUUGGUGUUCCUGGUGAAGAACUUCCCAGUUGGUCAGAGAGUGCUGGUGGACAGCUCUUCUGGCCAAUCAGCAGCACAGGGGGAGGGUAAAAAAGAAGAAGUAACACGUCAAGGAGAUAUCCCACUAGUCAAAGAGGUGGCUUUGGUUUCACUUGGCUACAACCACAGCAGACCAUAUAUACUGGUCCACGUGGAGCAGGAGCUUUUGAUCUAUGAAGCGUUCCCGUAUGAUCAGCAGCAGCCACAAAACAACCUGAAAGUGCGCUUCAAAAAAGUGCCCCACAACAUUAACUUCAGAGAAAAGAAGUCAAAGCUCAAGAAAGAUAAGAAGGCAGAGAGCGGUGCCAUGGAGGAGAGUUCAGCUGUGAAAAGCCGGAUUGCCAGAUUCAGAUACUUUGAGGACAUCUCUGGGUACUCCGGGGUGUUUAUCUGUGGUCCGUCUCCUCACUGGAUGCUGGUCACUUCGCGUGGAGCCAUGAGGCUGCACCCCAUGAGCAUCGAUGGCCCCAUCGAGUCUUUCUCACCCUUCCAUAACAUCAACUGCCCCAAAGGUUUCCUCUACUUUAACAAACAGGGCGAGCUGAGGAUCAGUGUCCUGCCCACCUAUCUGUCCUACGACGCCCCUUGGCCAGUCCGAAAAAUCCCACUGAGAUGCACCGUCCACUACGUCUCCUACCACGUCGAAUCCAAGGUGUAUGCUGUGUGCACCAGUGUGAAAGAGCCCUGCACACGCAUCCCCAGGAUGACAGGAGAGGAGAAGGAGUACGAAACCAUAGAGCGAGAUGAACGUUACAUCAAUCCUCAGCAGGAGAAGUUCUCCAUCCAGCUCAUCUCUCCGGUCAGCUGGGAGACCAUUCCCAACACACGGAUCGACCUGGAGGAGUGGGAACACGUGACCUGCAUGAAGACGGUGGCACUGAGGAGUCAGGAGACAGUGUCCGGACUGAAGGGCUACAUCGCAGCAGGGACCUGCUUGAUGCAGGGGGAGGAGGUCACCUGCAGGGGCCGGAUUCUGCUCCUGGAUGUGAUUGAAGUGGUGCCAGAGCCAGGCCAGCCCCUCACCAAGAACAAGUUCAAAGUGCUGUACGAGAAGGAACAGAAGGGGCCGGUGACAGCUCUGUGUCACUGCCACGGAUACCUGGUGUCCGCCAUCGGACAGAAGAUCUUCCUGUGGGUGCUGAAGGACAACGACCUGACGGGCAUGGCCUUCAUCGACACUCAGCUCUACAUCCACCAGAUGUUCAGCAUCAAGAAUUUCAUCUUGGCUGCCGAUCUGAUGAAGAGCGUCUCGCUGCUGCGCUACCAGGAGGAGAGCAAGACGCUGUCACUCGUCAGCAGGGAUGCUAAGCCCCUGGAGGUGUACAGCAUCGAAUUCAUGGUGGAUAACAACCAGCUUGGAUUCUUGGUGUCAGAUCGAGACAAGAACCUCUGUGUAUAUAUGUAUUUACCUGAAGCUAAAGAGAGCUUUGGAGGAAUGCGCUUGCUGAGGCGAGCUGACUUCAACGCCGGCGCUCACAUUAACACUUUCUGGCGGAUGCCGUGCAGAGGAUCCCUGGACACCGGCAGCAAAAAGGCUCUGACCUGGGACAACAAGCACAUCACGUGGUUUGCAACCCUAGAUGGAGGAGUUGGCCUGCUCCUCCCCAUGCAGGAGAAGACUUACCGCCGUCUGCUGAUGUUGCAAAAUGCUCUUAACGUCAUGCUUCCUCAUCACGCUGGUCUAAAUCCAAAGGCCUUCAGAAUGCUGCACAGUAACAGACGAAGCCUGCAGAACGCUGUGCGAAACAUCCUGGACGGAGAACUCCUCAAUAAGUACUUGUACCUCAGUACAAUGGAGCGUAGCGAGCUGGCCAAGAAGAUUGGUACUACUCAGGACAUCAUCCUGGAUGACCUUCUGGAGAUUGACAGAGUAACAGCUCAUUUCUGAGAGCCACAUUCCCACGUCUUGUCCAAUGAAUGCGGUUUUAUAUUGAAUGAAGAAAAUGUUUUGUUAUGGCCAUCUUUGUUCAGACCUGAUUUGUUUUUCUUAUGUUAGACCAAAAAAAAGCGGGCAGCCAUCUUUUCUUAGGGAUAUUUUGUAUUAAAAAAAAAAUAAAAAGAAUGAGUAAAAGUAAUUUACACAAGCCUUGUGUGUGUUUGACCUUUUUGCAAUAAAGACACGAAUGCCUUGAAAAAGGAGGUAGAACAUUUUAUUCAUAUUGCUAAAAUAAUUGAAAAACAUUUGGUUUGGUCACACUGGACUUCUCUUUUGACCUAUAAGCAGUGUAUCUCAUUGUUGAACUCAGGACCAAAAGUGGGACCAAAAUCACCAAACCGCAUAGUUCUCUAAGUAAAACCGAACAGAAAUAUAAAAAUGUACUGUAUUUCAUGUACCUGUAUUUAAUCACCUGUCAUUAAAGCAGCAGUUUUACAAUGAAA